GUGAAAUAUGAGGCGUCUGAAUGUUAAUUUUCUAAAGUAUUUGAACUUAACCUUCUUUCUUGCACAUAGAUGCAAAGCUGAAGGUGGCGACAAAACUUUAGAUACAUUUUUUUCAGAAUUAGAGUCAUGCGAUAUUUAUGAUUCCCCAAAAAUAUUGGACACUGAAAGCAAAAAGUCGAGUGAUGCUGAUUUGAAUUUUCAUGAGAAACAUUCAUCCAGAAUCAGAUCCGAAGAGUCAAGAAAGCACCAACUUGAACAGGCUAUAGAGGAUGUUGAGGAGGAAAUAGAGGUUUUAAAACAUGAAAGUGAUAUCAUUGCAAACCGUAGCAAUUUAGAACACUAUGUGCCUGCUUUUCCAGCUAAAUCCUUCCUAACAUCAGCUGAGUUAACAGUUGAGGGGUCACCACAGAGGCUCAUUCCCUCAAAACCAGAAAAGCUUAGCGUGUUGCCUCGUCUUCGCAGCAGCGGUUCUGCUGCAGUUGUGAGCCUGGUUGGUGUAGUUUGCAAGAAACAAUCGGCUUCUUACACAGAGAAUAUGGAAAAGUCAUCCGGGAAGGAUAACUUGACCUUCGAUUUUCACGUCAGCUAUGAGAUUGACUUUUUUGGGAAAAUGGUUUCCAGUAGUGUUCUGGUGCGUUGUUUUGGUGUAACCUUUUGUACGUUUGCUGAUGAAAACCUAGCUGAUGGGGAUAUGGUUCACGUUUUAGGCCAGUUGGUGCCUAAUUCAAGCACAGAUCCUUCCUCUCUUAUGGUGUGUGUGUUUGCAGUUGGAGGAAAUAUUUCUAUAGUAGCUCGUCAUCAAACGUAAAUAUUUCAAAAGGUAUAGUUUGGGCCUAUUAAA
Messenger RNA from Phytomonas sp. Hart1, 841 nucleotides. The record is from the annotation of a GenBank genome assembly. NCBI's taxonomy places the organism in Eukaryota, Euglenozoa, Kinetoplastea, Trypanosomatida, Trypanosomatidae.